Messenger RNA from Arabidopsis thaliana (thale cress), 2254 nucleotides. RefSeq names its product lysine ketoglutarate reductase trans-splicing-like protein (DUF707). The transcript has 16 exons. Bases 722 to 2038 code for a protein of 438 amino acids. The record is from RefSeq and is marked reviewed. NCBI's taxonomy places the organism in Eukaryota, Viridiplantae, Streptophyta, Magnoliopsida, Brassicales, Brassicaceae.
CUAGAUUUGUGUCUCCUCUAACAAAAGAUCCUAUCUUUCGACAAAUUUAAUUUCAUCAUUGACCUUUGUCGAUUCCAUUCUCUCUCUAUCUCUCUGUUUCUUCGAAAACCUAGAGGUUUUGAAUUUAAUGAUUCCUUUUUAUGUCAAUAAAUUUGCAAUCAAUGGGAGCUUUUUAAAAUCAUCGUUAUAUCUAUAAACAAAAAAACAGUAAUUACUCUUCUUAGAUCUAAAACAAUUAAUAAAUCUUUCCCUUUUUUCUCAUCAUAAUUUUUUCGUAUUUAACUCUUGUAAAAAUUUGCUUAGCCGUUUCGCUUUCUCAGGCCCCAGGUGAUUCGUGUCUUCUAGGUCAGCUUGUGAAACCUGAGAGAAGCCAUCUUUUGUUUGCGGUUACAAACUUUGCCGCUUCAAUAUUUCAUUGCUGUUUUCUGGGAAAACCUUUUUCUAGUUUUUUCGGCUUAUUAUGCCUUUUAACUUUUUGUGCAUUUAACAUUUAUUGUUAGUGCUUUGCUUAGUGUAAAGUAGUAGUUCUCUUUGUAAUAUUACCAUAAGGUUCAGAAGUAAAUUUUUCUAAAAUUGUUUUCUUGUGGGAAAUUCAGACUGAUUUCAGCAACAUGCAUGGGCUUAAAAUCAGCUUCUAAGACUGAGAUUUAGUGACCAGUGUGGUGGUGUCUUGUUCUCUGUUCUUGGGAGAACACAAAGGCAGUGUGGAGUCUGGUAAAAUAUGAUACAUGGUUUGCCAUCUAUGAAGUCUAUCAAAUCAUUGAAGUCACUUGUUAAAAGAAAAACCAAUGCUCAAGAAGUGAGUAAAUCCGGGUGGAAAAUGAAGCCCUUUUUGGCUCUCAUGUGUACAGCUCUUUUGAUCUUUUGGUAUAAGACCACAAAUAUUCAGUUUGAACAAACAGAGAUAGAAGAAACAGAUUAUCCUUUUGACAUGGCUAAGGAAUCUGAAGCAGUUAACGAUAAAUUAAAAGGCUUGCCUCGUGGAAUCAUACAGUCUAGAUCAGAUCUUGAAUUAAAGCCUCUCUGGUCUAGAGGUAGUCUGAGGUCAAAGGGUGUGGAAAUGACUAACCGUAACUUGUUGGCAAUACCCGUAGGACUUAAGCAAAAGGGUAACGUCGACGCUCUUGUAAAGAAGUUUCUUCCCGCGAAUUUCACGAUUGUUCUUUUCCAUUAUGAUGGAAAUAUGGAUAAAUGGUGGGAUCUGGAGUGGAGUUCAAAAUCCAUACAUAUAGUUGCACAAAACCAGACUAAAUGGUGGUUUGCAAAACGAUUCCUCCAUCCGGAUGUUGUAUCCAUUUAUGAUUAUAUUUUUCUUUGGGACGAGGAUCUUGGAGUAGAGAAUUUCAAUCCAGAGAGAUAUUUGAAGAUAGUUAAAUCAGUGGGACUGGAGAUAUCUCAACCGGCUUUGGACCACAACUCGACUGAAAUACACCAUAAAAUCACUCUCCGUUCUAAAACAAAGAAAUUUCAUAGGAGAGUUUACAUCAAUAGAGGCCAUAAAAGAUGUUCUAAUACUAGCUCAGAUCCUCCUUGCACCGGAUUUGUUGAAGGAAUGGCUCCGGUGUUUUCGAAAGCUGCUUGGCUUUGCACUUGGAAUCUUAUACAGAAUGAUUUGGUUCAUGGAUGGGGAAUGGAUAUGAAACUUGGGUACUGCGCACAGGGAGACCGAACGAAAAACGUAGGGAUUGUGGAUAGCGAGUAUAUCCUUCAUCAAGGCAUUCAAACUUUAGGUGAAAGUGUUCCUGAGAAGAAGAAGACGGCUCGUGAUGUUGGGACCAGGAGACAAGGCCAUACAACUUUUGAUUCAAGAACCGAGAUAAGGAGACAAUCGACAUGGGAGCUUCAAACUUUUAAAGAACGAUGGAGCAAAGCGGUAGAAGAAGACAUUAAGUGGAUCGAUCCAUCGUCAUCAAGCUCGAUGACAAAGAGGAAGAGUAACGGUAAUAACAGAAGAUUAAGGCGUGGUAGUAGUAGUAGUCACCGAGUAAAGCAUAAGAGAAGUCAAGAGACAUCAAGAACAACAACAACACACAAAUAGCAAGAGAAGGAUUAUUAUACACAUAGAUAGUGUUUUUCUUUAUCUCAUUAACCAAUUUAUAUAUGAUUAUACUACUUAUCCUUAGUUAGUAUAUAGCUUUCUUGGAAUUGAUGAAAAAGGGUUCAUAUUAAGAUUUGUAAAAGCUCAUGUCCAUUAUGUACUUUCAUCACUAUAACUACUUUAAAAAUCAAAUAAAGAGACCCACUUUCCUAACUU